Molecule: messenger RNA, 1600 nt
Organism: Vigna angularis (adzuki bean)
Lineage: Eukaryota; Viridiplantae; Streptophyta; Magnoliopsida; Fabales; Fabaceae
Product: protein DETOXIFICATION 16-like
Exons: 8
Coding region: 12-1418 (468 amino acids)
Biological process (GO): xenobiotic detoxification by transmembrane export across the plasma membrane
Cellular component (GO): membrane
Molecular function (GO): antiporter activity; xenobiotic transmembrane transporter activity
Source: RefSeq, a predicted model, not a curated record
AGAAAGAGAGAAUGGAGUUAUGGAGAAAGGAGAUGAGAGAAGAAGCAAAGAAACAGCUAUGGCUGGCAGGACCUAUGAUAUUUGUGUGUGUGUUUCAGUUCAGUUUGCAGCUUAUAUCUCUCAUGUUUGUAGGUCAUUUGAGUGAGAUAUGUUUGGCUGCUGUAUCUCUGUCCACUUCAAUUGUAAAUUCUACUGGUUUCAAUGUCAUGAUGGGUCUAUCAAGUGCAUUGGACACAUUUUGUGGUCAAGCAUAUGGAGCAAAGCAGUAUCACAUGCUUGGUGUGCACACCCAAGGAGCCAUGGUGGUUCUUAUCAUUGCUAGUAUAACAGUGUCCAUUAUUUGGGUAUACUUAGAGCCUAUUCUUGUGCUUUUACAUCAAGACAAAGAAGUUGCAAAACUAGCUCAACUAUAUGCCAGAUAUUUGAUCCCAAGUCUUUCAGCCAAUGCUCUUCUUCGAUGCAUUACUAAGUUCCUACAAACCCAAAACAUAGUCUUUCCUAUGGUGCUAGCCACUGGCUUGACUAGCUUGUUGCACUUGCUUCUCUGUUGGAUUUUCAUUCUAAAACUUGACCUUGGUAUCAAAGGAUCUGCCAUUGCAAUUUGUAUAUCAAAUUGGUUUAACACCAUAAUCUUUGCACUUUACAUUCGAUUCUCCCCUUCAUGCAAACAAACUUGGACUGGUUUCUCUAAGAAAUCAUUGCAUAACAUCCCAAAAUUUCUCAAACUGGCCUUUCCCUCAGCAGUCAUGGUGUGCUUAGAAUCAUGGACGUUUGAAAUAAUUGUGAUCUUGUCGGGUGUUCUUGCUAAUGCGAAAAUGGAAACAUCGGUUCUUUCUAUAUGUCUUAACACGUCUGGUAUAUUUUGGAUGGUACCAUUUGGAGUUAGUGCUGCUGGAAGUACAAGGAUCUCAAAUGAAUUAGGAGCUGGUAGACCAAAAGCUGCAUAUUUAGCAGUUAAAGUCACCAUGUUCAUGGCCUUUUUGGUGGGGCUUGUAGAAUUUUCUGUCCUUAUGUCGUUAUGGAAAGUUUGGGGGCGUGCUUUUACCAAUGUGCAUGAAGUUCUCACACAUGUGAUUUCCAUGAUGCCAAUUCUUGCAAGUUCUGCCUUUGUAGAUUCAAUUCAAACAGCAUUUCAAGGUGUUGCCAGAGGAUGUGGUUGGCAGAAACUUGGUGCAUAUAUCAAUCUAGGAUCUUAUUAUAUUUUGGGUGUUCCUUUUUCCGUUGUCUCAGCUUUUGUAUUCCACAUGAAGGGACAGGGGCUAUUUUUAGGGAUUGUAUUAGCACUUACUGUGCAAGUGGUGUGUUUUCUUCUUCUCACCUUACAGGCCAAUUGGGAGAAAGAAGCAGAAAGGGCAGUUGCAAGAGUAAGAAACAGUGGAGCCAAAGUUGAGGAUCAAAAUAUUGAUGUUGCUUCAUAGUUUAACAAUAUUUGUUCUAAGUAGAGCACUUAUCUUGGAAAAUUAAUGUUGUUUAAUUAUAUGAAUCCCAAACUUAGCAUCAAUGUACUUAAGCACAACAUAAUUAUAACUUUGUAGCACACACUCUCAAAACAAUAACCGUCAAUUUUCUGAGAAAUUAUGAACCAAUUUCUUUUAGUCUA